UCAAUAUAAUUAGCUUUAACACUGAAAUUUUGAGAUUUACUAUCGGCUUCGAAAAAGCGCGACUUUGGCGACACCUUUUCUACCGAGACUUCGGCCAUAGCGUGUCCCAAUGGCAGAACAAAACGAAAGAGCUUUUCAGAAGCAACCCACCGUUUUCCUGAACCGCAAAGCCGGUCUCCCGAAGGGGAAUCCACUGCGGUUUCAGCGGUAUUAUAAAAAUGUCGGAUUAGGCUUCAAGACUCCGCGUGAGGCAAUUCACGGCACAUACAUCGACAAAAAGUGCCCAUUCACAGGCGAUGUGAGCAUCCGUGGCCGCAUCCUGCGUGGCGUCGUCAUCAAGAUGAAGAUGCAGCGGACGAUAGUGAUCCGCAGGGACUACCUCCACUUUGUGCGCAAGUACAAUCGUUUCGAGAAGCGCCACCGCAACAUGUCUGUGCACCUGUCGCCGGCCUUCAGGGACGUGGCCCUGGGAGACGUGGUCACUGUGGGAGAGUGCAGGCCCCUCAGCAAGACAGUACGCUUCAACGUGCUCAAGGUGACCAAGGCUGCAGGAUCCAAGAAGCAGUUCCAGAAGAUGUAGACCUCUCGCAUUAAAUUACGUCACACGUG
This is a messenger RNA of Ornithodoros turicata, 609 nucleotides long. It is a transcript of the gene RpS11, whose product is annotated as small ribosomal subunit protein uS17-like. Gene Ontology annotation, biological process: translation. NCBI's taxonomy places the organism in Eukaryota, Metazoa, Arthropoda, Arachnida, Ixodida, Argasidae. The transcript has 3 exons. Bases 110 to 580 code for a protein of 156 amino acids. Gene Ontology annotation, cellular component: cytosolic small ribosomal subunit; ribosome. Gene Ontology annotation, molecular function: structural constituent of ribosome. The record is from RefSeq and is a predicted model, not a curated record.